Colossoma macropomum (tambaqui) is the source of this 2313-nucleotide messenger RNA. RefSeq names its product sodium channel and clathrin linker 1 (gene sclt1). The record is from RefSeq and is a predicted model, not a curated record. Gene Ontology annotation, cellular component: centriole. Gene Ontology annotation, biological process: cilium assembly; clustering of voltage-gated sodium channels. NCBI's taxonomy places the organism in Eukaryota, Metazoa, Chordata, Actinopteri, Characiformes, Serrasalmidae. The transcript has 22 exons. The coding region runs from base 74 to 2122 and encodes 682 amino acids.
CCACGCCUAAGCAGCGAAUCUGAUUGGCUGAGCGGUUUGGCUUCAAACAGACGGCGCAAGGUCAAAUUCCACGAUGGCAUCGGAAAUUGAGUUCCUCCGAGACCAAGUGAACCGGCUGAGUUCGACACUCGGACGAUACCAGGAUUCUCCCUCCGGCAACUUGUUUACGCAGGCUGAAGAUGUGGGAUCUGAGUCUACAGCACCGUGGCUCACAGACAGAGGCAUUAUGGCUCCUCUGAUUGCGGAGUACGACCGACACAUGCAGCAGAUGGAGGCUCAGCUCAAACUCUACCAGAGGCAGAUGGCGGAUGUCAAGGCCAGUCUGGAGCAGGUGGUCCGAGAGAACGAACGCCUCCAUGCGGAGCAGAGGGUCUCUGUAGAAAGGCAGCUGCAGGCUCUCUCUGUGGGAGUGGAGGAGGAUGCUGCCACGGAUGCGGUUGCCGUUAGCAACCUGGAAGAGCAGGUCAAGUGUGCUGUUGAGGAGAAAGAGCGAGCUCUGCAGAUGUGGCAGGCGGCUGCGCAGGAGCUGGACCGACUGCAGAAACUCUACCAGAGCACCAUGAGAGACGGACAGAUCCACACAGCCGAACGGCAGCAAGCUCAGAAUCAGCUGGCGCAGGUCCAACAGCAAGCCCAGAAACUGCAGGCAGCCAAUCAGAGCUUAGAAUCAACCAAUCAGCAGUUCCUGAAGACGAUCGCAGAGCAGAGCAGUGAACUGGAGGAGCUCCGCACUCAGCUCAGGCAAGCGAAGCAGGAUCUGAGAACCGCCACCGCUAAAGUGGACGAGAUGACCAGACUCAUGCAGAACGUUCAGGACCAGAUGCAGAGGAAGGAGGAGGAUGCAGCAGAGGCUCAUGGGAGAGAGGAAGCAUCAGAUCGAAGACUGCAGCAGUUACAGACAGCACUCAGCCAGUUAGAGGGCAGGCUGAAGGGGGCGACAGCGGAGGCGGAGACGGUGCGAAGGGAGCAGGCAUUAUGGGAAAGGAAGCUGGGGGAGCUGCAGAGCCGCUGUGCGACUUUGGAGGAGGAAAAAUUUGAAACUUUCCAACGACUCCGAAACUCACUGCAGCUCGCAGAGGAGGCGUCACUACAGAGAGACCAGGCCCAGCUGAGGGAGAAGCAGAGGGUGGAGGAGCUGGAGAGAAUGAAGGAAGGCAUGAAGCAGCUGGUGGAGGAAGCAGCUGCCCGUACCAGGAGAGAGGUGGAGACAGUCCGUAAACAGUGUAAUACUCAGAUUCAUCGCCUGACUGAAGAACUGUCUGCUCUACAACUGGAAUGUGCGGAUAAAGAGACUCAGAUAGAGAGAGCACACAGAGAGAGGAAAGCUGUUGAAGAGGAACUGGAGAAGGUGUACAGAGAAGGUCGCUGUGGAGAGCCGGAGCUCAGGAAGCUGGAGGCUCUGCAUCAGAGAUGCUUAAACGCAGAGAGACUGAAGGAGGAGAUGGAGCUCACACUGAACAGCACGCAGUCUAACAUGAAGAAACUGGAGAUGGAUUUCAGUGAGGAGCUGUCGCGGUGUCAGGAGGAGGUGCGCAGGCUGCAGGUGGCGCUGGCGAGCGCGCGGGAGGAGAGCAGCAGCAUCAGCGAGGACCGGCUCAGCCUGCAGCAGGAGAACCAGCAACUACAGCGAGACAUGGAGACACUCCGCAAAGAGUGCGCGUUGGCUCAGAGGCAGGCCAAACAGCAGGUGUCCCGUAUGCAGCAGGAGCUCAGCGUGAAGGAGCAGGGUUUGGAGACCAGGCUGAGGGAGAUGGAGGAGAGCAGUAAGACCUCCACGGCAGGACUGAGCCGCCUGCUGCUCGCCCAGCAGAAAACCACCAACCGCUACAGAGAGGAAACCAAACAACUCACAAACACCUUCCACAGCUCACUCAGCUCACUCAGAUCAGAGCUGAACAGGCAGAAGCAGCGCUGCCAGGAACUGGAGAUUCAGCUGGAAACUCACCAUGAGAAAGUCCUGGAGUAUGAGCGGCAGGUCGCGGAGCAGCAGGAGAAAAAUGCUCGCCUGCAGAGACGUCUGACUCAGGCUGAACAGAGAGCUUCCAGUGCAUCUCAUCAGCUGAGUGUGAUGUCCCACAGAAGGAAAGCUGCUUCCAUGAUGGACCUGGAGACACUGUCGUAAAUGGGUCAUCGACCAUUUCACCAAUUACUAUGUAGUUACUGUUUACGAUUUUUAAGAUUUUGUCAAAGCAGAUGUUUUUAAAACUGCAAUAUGAAAUUUACUGAUGGGAGAAAAGUGUUUCUUUAACGGUGAUGCGUGAGGAACAGGUGAAGGCUCUUUUGUACAGCUCUCACUAUGGCAACUGAAAAAAU